AUUGUGGUCACGCCCCCUGGGCUGCAUGUCAUGCCGUAGCCACGCCCUCUUGCGUUUCGGGUAUAAAUAGCAGUGGUGCGCGGUGGAGUCCGCGGUAGGAGCAGCUCUUUUACAUCCUGACUGAAGUUACUGAACGCUGAAGAUGAAUCUGGCGAAGAAGCUGAUUGGUGGCCUCAUCGAUGUGGUCAGCAACAUCGAUCCCGCCCAGUUCGUGCCCGCCAACCCGCCUCCUCCUCGCAGACCAUUGGCAUACGUGCAGGCCAACGAGAGCGAUGAGGAGCGACAGUUCCGUAAAGUGUUUCAGCAGCUUGCCGGUGAUGACAUGGAGGUGAGCCCCCCUGAACUGAUGAACAUCCUCAACAAAAUCAUCAGCAAACGUGGGGACCUGAAGACCGAUGGCUUCAGUAUUGAGUCCUGCAGGAGUAUGGUGGCAGUCAUGGAUAGUGACAGCACGGGGAAACUGGGGUUCGAGGAGUUCAAGUUCCUAUGGAACAACAUCAAGAGGUGGCAGAGCAUCUAUAAGCAGUUUGAUGUCGAUCAGUCUGGAACAAUCGGAGCAGACGAGCUCCCUAAAGCUUUCCAAGCUGCAGGCUUCCCCCUGAAUGAACAACUCUUCCAGAUGAUCACCCGCAGGUACAGCGAUGAGACCGGCAACAUGGACUUUGAUAACUACAUUGGCUGCCUGGUCCGUCUGGACGCCAUGUGCCGUGCUUUUAAGACGCUGGACAAAGACAACAACGGCACCGUUAAAGUGAACAUCAAAGAGUGGCUGCAGCUGACCAUGUACUCCUGAGUGACUCGCCUGGCGCACCCUAUUUACCCCGAUCUCCACAAUGCUAGCCGAAGCAAAUAUCCUGACGCCUGUUGUAGUUCCGAAGCUCUGUUUAUUAUUUUUUAUCUUAUCCUGCGUUACUGGUGUCUCACGCUAACUACACUAAUUUAUAUAAAGAAAACAAGCCUAAUAGAGAUUUCAACACUAUAAUUGACCAUAAGUGUGGAUUAAUCGCAUGUAUAAAAAAAAAUCUGCAGGCCUGCGCAUUACCACAUGAAGCCAAAAGGGGGCGCCACUAUACGGACGAAAAGUUAUACACGCAUACUUCUAUUUUAUAGGAAAAUAAAGUAUAUACGAGUAAAUAAAGAA
Silurus meridionalis is the source of this 1141-nucleotide messenger RNA. It is a transcript of the gene capns1a, whose product is annotated as calpain, small subunit 1 a. NCBI's taxonomy places the organism in Eukaryota, Metazoa, Chordata, Actinopteri, Siluriformes, Siluridae. The transcript has 11 exons. Gene Ontology annotation, molecular function: calcium ion binding. The coding region runs from base 143 to 793 and encodes 216 amino acids. The record is from RefSeq and is a predicted model, not a curated record.